AUGUGGGCCAACGCACCUCUUCCGAGUCGAAAACUAUCGCAUUCUACCAAUGACAGACAAUCAUCUCAGCCCAGCGCUCCAUCGUUUCUCGGUCGGCUGUUUCAUAAACCGAAAAUGAUUUCCAACCGACCAUCACGACCUCACCGAGAACGAAAACGCGCCACUUCGUUUCAAGAAAGCAUGGAUAUGCCGCAUGUCAACGAGAUCAAUCUCGCAAAUUACUUUCAUAUUUCACCGGCAUUGGAGGAUCCACUGCCAUCGACACUUUUGGCGGGAGCCACCCUGCGGUCUCGGAAACUGCAACAAUUGGACGAGCGCAGUCGAAUGUAUAUGGCGACACUGUACAAACUCAAGAGCUUGCAACUGGAAGAUUUGCGACGGUGUCUUGUUGUUUAUCAGAUUCUUGGAGGAUUGCAGCGGGCGAAUAAUACCGUAUUGAUGAAAGAGAUCACACGUCUGUAUCAGUCUCAAAUGUAUGAGCGUGAAUUCCUGGCUCAGUUGGGAACCGCACAAACCAUGGGUAAAUCGAGACGUACGCGAUACAUUUUUAUGCUGCUGGAGGAUCCCAAUCCAGUGAGGCAUCCGAUUCGCGACGCUAUGCAGCGGCGUCGAAAGUCAUAUACAGAAACGACCAUCGUGACCACUCUGCGACAAGUGGAAAACGAAGAAGAAGAAGUAGCAGCCGAAGUGGAGGAAGGAGAGCCAGGCGGAGACAUGGAGGGUGAUCCAUCCCUGUCUGGCGAGACGUUACCGGGGAAAUCCAAAAAAGCAAAGUGGGAAUAUGUGAGUGCUACAUUGUUGGAAUACGAUAAAGAGGAUGGUCGAUCGAUGACAAGCUUAGAAAAGCAUCGACUGAAAGGUGCUUCGGCCUCUCAACUCACAUUAUCCUGCCCUAUGCCGCCUGCUGUAUCUAUACGACCAUUGACAACCAUUGAAUUACCAAGACGCUACUCGGACGAUGAGUUUUAUCUUUCCCAGCUUAAAAUUCCAGUCGAGAUUCGUCAACUUGGCGACAAGCAUCAUGGCAAUUACGCGACGACCAAAUCCGGUCAUGCUUGGCUUAAACUUAAAAGUCCUUCCAAAUCAAUUACACAGUGGCUUCGAAGGAAACGGUUUGGCCAACAGCUGCAUCCAUCGGCCCUUGUGGAACCGCAAGCACUGUAA
Molecule: messenger RNA, 1164 nt
Organism: Radiomyces spectabilis
Lineage: Eukaryota; Fungi; Mucoromycota; Mucoromycetes; Mucorales; Radiomycetaceae
Exons: 1
Coding region: 1-1164 (387 amino acids)
Source: RefSeq, a predicted model, not a curated record